Molecule: messenger RNA, 556 nt
Organism: Megalops cyprinoides (Indo-Pacific tarpon)
Lineage: Eukaryota; Metazoa; Chordata; Actinopteri; Elopiformes; Megalopidae
Gene: lyz
Product: lysozyme
Exons: 5
Coding region: 70-513 (147 amino acids)
Molecular function (GO): lysozyme activity
Source: RefSeq, a predicted model, not a curated record
GGCUGAGGCCCUGUUCUGCUGUGACCCGGUUCUGUUUAGCACAGGUUCUGCUGUGACCCGGUUGGAACCAUGAAGCUGCUGCUGCUGCUGCUGGCCUGCCUGCCCCUCUGCACGGCCCGCAGGCUGGGCCGGUGUGAGGUGGCCCGCAUCUUCAAAGGGCAGGGUCUGGACGGGUUCGAGGGCUUCGCGCUGGGCAACUACGUGUGCAUGUCAUUCUGGGAGAGUAAGUGGAAGACCCACAAGGUCCGGGAGAGCAGCAACGUGGGGAAGGACUACGGAAUCUUCCAGAUCAACAGCUUUAAGUGGUGUGACGACGGCACACCCGGCGGAAAGAACAUAUGUGACGUAAAAUGUGGGGAACUCCUGAAGGACGACCUGAAGGCAUCCAUUGAGUGUGCGAAGAUCAUCGUGAAGAGAGAGGGGCUUAAGGCAUGGGACACCUGGAAUGACUACUGUAAGGGGCGAAAUAUGAAGCGCUGGGUCAAGGGUUGUGACCUGAAGAGGCGACAUUAGAGCCAGCAGCCCUAUAUAAACACAACCGCCUGUCUCUCUCGCU